Molecule: messenger RNA, 1095 nt
Organism: Colletotrichum graminicola M1.001
Lineage: Eukaryota; Fungi; Ascomycota; Sordariomycetes; Glomerellales; Glomerellaceae
Product: pyridoxal kinase
Exons: 5
Coding region: 1-1095 (364 amino acids)
Biological process (GO): pyridoxal 5'-phosphate salvage
Cellular component (GO): cytosol
Molecular function (GO): pyridoxal kinase activity
Source: RefSeq, a predicted model, not a curated record
AUGUCCUCAGAAAUUCCCAUUCCUGAUACACGCGUCCUGGCCGUCGCCAGUCACGUUGUGUCUGGAAACGUAGGAAACAAAAUCGCAGUGUUCACGCUGCAGUCCCUCGGCUGCGAUGUCGCGGCCCUCAACACCGUUCAGUUCAGCAACCACACCGGCUACAGACAAUGGAAGGGCACCAAGGUGUCCGCGCAGGAGAUCCGGGACCUCUUCGAGGGCCUCAAGCAGUCGUACCUUGACGACUUUGACAUGAUGCUCUCGGGCUACAUCCCGGGCGCCGAGGCCGUCGUGGCUGUGGGUGACAUCGCACAGGAGCUCAAGCGCAAGCGGGUCGCCGCGGGGACGCCAGGCGACUUCUUCUGGGUUCUGGACCCCGUCAUGGGCGACAACGGGAAGCUAUACGUCGCCGAGGAGGUUGUGCCCGCGUACCAGUCACUCAUCAAGCACGCGGACCUGAUUCUCCCGAACCAGUUUGAGGCCGAACUCCUCUCGGGCGUCAAGAUCACAGACAUGCAGACCCUCCAGACCGCCAUCCGCGCCUUGCACACGAAAUACCGCGUUCCCCACGUCGUCAUCACCUCCGUCUCCCUUGCCUCGCCCGACCACCCGCCCUCCCACCUCUCCGUCGUUGGCUCCAGCAUGUCGCCCGCCACCGGCGAGCCGCGCCUCUUCAAGAUCGUCUUUCCGGCCAUCGACGCCUACUUCUCCGGCACGGGCGACAUGUUCGCCGCGCUGAUGACGGUUCGCAUGCGCGAGGCCGUCAUCGCCGCCUCCGCGAGCGUGACAACCGGCCCCGCGGGCGGGGAGGGCCCGCUGAAGGACCGCGCGUCAUGGCUGAGCGGCGACAAUGUCGGCGCACUGGAGCUGCCUCUCGCCCGGGCGGCGGAGAUGGUGUUGGCGAGCAUGCACGAGGUGCUGACGCAGACGGCUCGGGGCAUGCACGAGGUCGUGCGGGCCGCCGGGGUGGAUGACACGACGGAGGAGGGGAAGCGGAGGUUGCACCUGCUCAAGAGCAAGAGCUCGGAGCUGAGGCUCGUGAGGAACCUGGCGAGCCUGAAGGCGCCGGUGGUGGAGUUCCGGGCGAAGAAGCUGUAG